AUGGGCGGCGACCGGGAGACGGCCGAUGAAAUCGGAGUGUCAGCCAACCCAUCAGCAAAUCUUGUAGUCGAGGCAGAAGAGCGCCGUCGAAAGGAAGAACGUGACCGUGACAGUGCGAUGAGCAUGGCCUCGUCAGCGAAUUCUAUGGAGCCGUCGCUAUCCCGCGCAAGAGAUGCGAAGGGGAAACGCGCUCGUGUUUGCGUCUGUGUCCGCCGAGUCAUUACAGACGGUAGCUUGGUCACGGUCUUGAGCUUGGACGAUGUUCUGGUCGUACGUGCUGAAAUCUUGGGGAAUUCGAGGCGAGGGCGAGACGCCUGCCGGGACUUGGAGUGA
Molecule: messenger RNA, 333 nt
Organism: Peronospora matthiolae
Lineage: Eukaryota; Oomycota; Peronosporomycetes; Peronosporales; Peronosporaceae
Source: the annotation of a GenBank genome assembly